Messenger RNA from Talaromyces rugulosus, 4587 nucleotides. RefSeq lists its product as uncharacterized. Gene Ontology annotation, biological process: snRNA pseudouridine synthesis; rRNA pseudouridine synthesis; box H/ACA sno(s)RNA 3'-end processing. Lineage: Eukaryota; Fungi; Ascomycota; Eurotiomycetes; Eurotiales; Trichocomaceae. Gene Ontology annotation, cellular component: box H/ACA snoRNP complex. Gene Ontology annotation, molecular function: RNA binding; pseudouridine synthase activity; protein binding. The record is from RefSeq and is a predicted model, not a curated record. The transcript is spliced from 17 exons. The annotation marks the transcript as partial.
UUGACCGGUGAACUGAGCUCCCUCGUCAUCAUUCACUUGCAAUUGCAGAAGAGCGGCGAGCUUGCGAUGCUCCUUUACCAUGGCUCGCUUUUUAGGAAGGCGCUGCCUUCAUUGAGACGUCCGAUAUCGUCUCUAGUCGAGCGAUCGCUUGAAAAGGAGCUCACGGCGCGUCGCUUACCGCUAGCUUACGACUACCUCACGCCCCAGGCUUCGCAUCUUUUACAGCUUUCACUACUCGAACACCUUCCUCGUGAAGUGAACAACAAAGGCACCGUUGAGAGCGAAGAUCCCAGGAAAUUACCAUCAGUCCAGGAGCAGCGACAUUUACCUCCGGGUCACCAUUUGGUCUACUUUCCUCCUCAGGUCACAUUAUCGGAACUGCUACGCGAUGGCACAGAUGUCUUGCACACUCCUGGCGAGCCAUUCCACCGCCGGUUGUGGGCUGGUGGGAAUGUUGUAUUUCCUCGCUCCGGCUCCCUGAUACUCAAUGGCCAGCGGGCUGUUUGCGUCGAGAAUAUAAGCAAUGUGAAUGUGAAAGGGAGAGAAGGCGAGGAGAAGAUCUUUGUCACAAUUGAACGCCGGUUCUCUACCGUGGCUGAAGAUGAAGACGAAGCACAGCUCCGGAGCAGGGUGGUAAACAGCCCCGGUGUUCUCACUGAGACCCGCGACUUGGUCUUCUUGCGCGAGCCGGAUUUAGAAGCUCGGGGUGCUUCAAACGGAAAAGCGAGUAGACUCGUAAAAUCCCCAACAGAGCCCGACAUCAGUCACAGAUUAACGCCCAACAAGGCUUUACUAUUCCGAUUUUCGGCGCUCACAUUCAACGCCCACCUGAUUCAUCUCGACCAGUCCUACACAAAGGAUAUUGAAGGCCACAAUGACCUUCUUGUCCACGGGCCACUGUCUUUGACUCUGAUGCUCAGCGUCCUGUCUAGUCAUCUAGCAGAGAGCGGACACGCUAUUCAAAGGUUUGAAUACAGAAAUUUGGCUCCUCUUCAGGACAUCAUGGAUGUCUUCUGGGCAGCUCCGCCAGUCGCCAGGACGUUGACUGCAUUGACUUGUCUCGAGUCUGCACUAGUCUAUGGUGGUCUGUUGAGCGGGUACAAGAUUGCCUUUUUCCCAAGUCAACUCUUCAAACUCCUUCCAGAAGUUUGGAGACUGGCGACACCGUUUCUGCUCACAAAACCACAGCUGGGUUUUCUCUUUGAUCUCUAUUUCAUGUACACGUAUGCGAGUGGAUUAGAAAAGAACUCGCCGCGGUUCCCGCGAAGCGGUGACUUUUUAACCUACGUUGUAUUUGUAGGCGCUGUGAUCAUGGUAAGUCAUGAGGCUUUUGGUUAUCUACUAUACCUCUUUCACAAUUCGUUAUCUGGCAAUUCAAUAAACGUUACAACUACACAAAUUCCUGCUUUUUCCGUUCUUAUCUAUGAUCCUGUGUCAUACACACCUCCCAUAUCUGCCCGCCCAGUUUCUCUAGCUGAAGCGGUUCCUGGUUUGGAGGAAGAUUACCCCCGUAUCUCGUGCAGCGCCAAAUAUGUCAAAAAAUCCGGCCUGUUAUGCGGUGCGGGAAUGCUCCUAGCAAAUUAUUUCUUUGGAAGUGUCAUCUUCACAAGUGCAUUAAUCAUGGCCUUCAUCCACACAUGGGCACAGGACAACCGAGGAAAACAUGUGACUUUCUACGUUGUCCAAAUCAGAGCAGAGUGGCUGCCACUGGCCCUUCUUGGUGUCAACUUCGUGACAGCAGGCCCGACUGUCGCCAUGAUCGAAGCCACUGGCAUCGUUGCAUCUCACCUAUAUGACUUCCUCACCCGCAUUUGGCCUACCUUUGGUGGUGGCAGGAACUAUAUCACCACGCCAUCGUUUGUGCACAACCUCUUUCAAGAUAAUCGUAGUAGUGCUCGUGGAUACGGUGCCGCCUACCGCCCAGCACAAACAGCACAAGCGGGACAGGCGGGACAGGCAGGACAAAGCUCAGAGAGACCAGAGAUCUCCGUUGGCUGCACACUUUUUCACCAGCAGUCGUGUCAACCCUCCAAAAUGGCCACAAAAGACAUUGCUGAUUUCAGCAUCAAGCCUGAGGCUGUUACACCUUCCAUUCCCACGUCGGAAUGGCCCUUGUUGCUCCAGAAUUACGACAAGUUGCUGGUCAGGACAGGUCAUUUCACGCCCAUCCCCGCUGGUUGCACCCCUCUUAAGCGAGACUUGAAGGCGUACAUCAGCUCUGGAGUCAUCAACCUCGAUAAACCCUCGAACCCGUCCAGUCAUGAGGUUGUCGCAUGGAUGAAGCGAAUGCUUCGAGUUGAAAAGACAGGCCACAGUGGAACUCUGGACCCUAAAGUUACUGGGUGUUUGAUCGUUUGCAUUGACCGCGCCACUCGUCUUGUCAAGUCCCAGCAGGGUGCUGGAAAGGAGUACGUUUGCGUGAUUCGUCUUCAUGACAAAAUCCCGGGCGGCGAGGCUCAGUUUGCUCGCGCGCUUGAGACAAUGACCGGUGCUCUGUUCCAACGUCCACCUCUGAUUUCCGCCGUGAAGCGUCAGCUUCGUAUCAGAACCAUCCACGAAAGCAAGCUAUACGAGUUUGACAACGACAGGCACCUAGGUGUCUUUUGGGUGAGCUGCGAGGCAGGAACUUAUAUUCGAACUCUCUGUGUCCACCUUGGUCUGCUGCUCGGUGUUGGUGCACACAUGCAAGAACUUCGUCGUGUUCGCAGUGGUGCUAUGGACGAGAAGGAUGGAAUGGUCACCCUGCACGAUGUUCUCGAUGCUCAAUGGAUGAUGGAUAACCAGCGUGACGAGUCGUACUUGAGAAAGGUCAUCCGACCUCUGGAGAGUUUGCUCACCACCUAUAAGCGAAUUGUCGUCAAGGACAGCGCCGUGAAUGCUGUGUGCUACGGUGCCAAGUUGAUGAUUCCGGGUCUUUUGCGCUUUGAGGCUGGAAUUGAGGUCAACGAGGAAGUUGUGCUUAUGACAACAAAGGGCGAGGCUAUUGCUCUCGGUAUUGCCCAGAUGUCGACUGUCGAGCUCUCUACUUGUGACCACGGUGUGGUUGCCAAGGUUAAGCGAUGCAUUAUGGAGCGUGACCUCUACCCUCGCCGAUGGGGUCUCGGACCCAUUGCCUUGGAGAAGAAGAAGCUCAAGUCUGAUGGAAAGCUGGACAAAUACGGUCGCACCAACGAAGCGACACCAGCCAAGUGGCAGAACGAAUACAAGGACUACCACGCGCCUUUGGAAGAUAACGGUGCUCCCCAGCCUGCCGCUGCCCCUAAGGAAGAUGAUGCUACCCCCAGCUCUCCGCCAGCCAAGGCAGAGGCCGAGGACGCCAAAGACGAGAAGAAACCCGAAUUGCCCAUAAGAGACAAGGUGUCGAAAAUGGCUGCCGAAUUAUCAUCAACGAAACUGAAUGCUGAGAGUCAUUUACUCUUGGAUCAGCCUCUCCUUCGACUUCCCCAUGAAUUAGCGAGACGAAAUUUCAAAUCUGUACAGCGAAUUGUCGAGCGAGAGAGAGAAUAUGUCAUUCCAGCACUAAAAGAGACUGCGAAUGGCUCGUUGGGUGGCACGCAAACCCCGGAACAGACGCUCGCCUCGUUGGAUGCAAUGAUUGCCAGAAUGCAGGGUCUGAAACGGAAGAUGGAGGUUCUGCACGAGGAAGAAAAGAGUAUUCAGAUGCAGUCGAAAAAACGGAUCCAGCACUUGCAGGAUCUGUACCGCAUCCAGAACUUAGCCGAUGUCAAGUACGACGAAUGGUCCAGGACACGGCUGAACAGGCUACUUGUGGAUCAUAUGCUCAGAUCGGGAUUUUCGGAUAGUGCAAAGCAGCUGGCACAAGACAAGGGGAUAGAAGAACUGGUCGAUAUAGACACUUUUGUUCAGUGUCAGCGGAUUGCAGAAAGUUUGCGUCGGGGAGAGGCCAAAGAAGCAUUACAAUGGUGUGGAGAGAAUAAAGUGGCGUUGAAAAAGAGUCAAUAUACCUUGGAGUUUGAAUUGCGACUUCAACAGUACAUCGAGAUGGUUCGGACCGGACAGCCUGAGAAACUCAUGGAAGCCAUGCAACAUGCGAAGAAAUAUCUAUCAUCUCACAUUGACAGCCAGCCAAUUGAGAUCCAUCGAGCCGCCGGCUUGCUAGCCUUUUCCAAAGACACCCAAGCAGAACCAUACAAAUCAAUGUAUUCGCACGAUCGCUGGAAUUUCCUAUCUGAUCUUUUUAUACGCACACACCACGAACUCCUCUCGCUUCCUCCGCGCCCACUUUUACAUAUCGCUCUUUCAGCCGGAUUAUCCGCGCUGAAAACACCGUCGUGCCAUUCAGCCUAUGCUUCGUCGACUUCAAAUCUUCUAUCCACCACGUCCUCGGUAUGUCCGAUCUGCUCAACAGAGUUGAAUGAGCUCGCUCGUCACGUCCCCUAUGCGCAUCAUACAAAGAGCGCUGUGGAGAGUGACCCUGUCAUCCUGCCCAAUGGUAGAAUGUAUGGACGAGAGCGACUGCUUGAAAUGAGUAGAAAGGUUGGAUUUGUGGCAGAGGGAAUGGUCAAGGACCCGACAACGGGUGACGUCUUUGACGAACGGGAUAUGAAGAAGGUAUAUAUCAUGUAG